This is a messenger RNA of Daucus carota subsp. sativus, 1823 nucleotides long. RefSeq lists its product as uncharacterized. Lineage: Eukaryota; Viridiplantae; Streptophyta; Magnoliopsida; Apiales; Apiaceae. Gene Ontology annotation, molecular function: protein binding. The transcript has 3 exons. The record is from RefSeq and is a predicted model, not a curated record. Bases 170 to 1660 code for a protein of 496 amino acids.
UAUUCCCCAUCUCUGACAUUCACUGGAGUCAUCAUUGAAAACAUAUUACAACCUAAAUACAUUCUUAAACCCUAUAAAUAUGGUGUCAAGAGAAUGAUAGGAAGGCAUCAGAAAUCUACUCUUCGAUCUUAAUCGGAUACAGUAGUCUCUACACCAACAGAUAUAAAGCAUGGAUAUUAAGGUUAUGGAAAAGAAGCUGUAUGAUGCAUGCUUCGAAGGAGACGUGGAGAUGUUGAAGGAGUUGAUGAGAGAAGAUGGACUCACUCUUGCUCAACUUUCAAUUUCUUCUUGCUUUAACCAAACACCCCUGCACUUAGCUUCCAUGUUAGGUCACUUUGAAUUGGCUAAGUUUCUUCUUUCUUAUAAGCCUAAGCCUGACUUUUCAAGACGUCUUGAUUCACAACAUCGUUCUCCUCUUCACGUGGCAUCGGCUAAUGGAUAUGCGAAUAUUGUCAAAUUGUUGUUAGAGUACGAUCAGGAGAUGUGCGGAGUUCAUGAUGAGGAUGGAAGGACUCCUCUCCAUUUGGCUGUGAUGAAUGGUCAACAUGAGUCUGUUAUCGAGUUGAUGAAAGUCAACUCAGAGUCGUUUGAUGAAGAAGAGACAGUGCUUCACUUGUGUGUUACUUAUAAUCGUUUGGAUCUUCUUAUUCGUUUAUUAAAGUUGAAUGAUUACGAUCUGUCAAGCAUCAAAGAUGGAAAUGAUGACACUGUUUUACACACUGCAGCAGCUUUGAAACGGGUGCAGAUGAUUAAAUAUCUGGUCAAGAAUAAAGUGGAUGUGAAUGCCGUGAAUAAAAAUGGUCUCACAGCUUUGGACAUAGUAGAGAAGAUGCCGAAAGAUCUGAAAACCUUUGAAAUUAAGGAGCUUCUUAUCUCAGCUAAUCCUUCUAUGGUUGAUGAGGGCGUUGUACCAACCACGAAGACUACCACAGCAGCUGAUGAUAACAUACGAGGAGGAGGAGGAGGAGGAGGAGGAGGAGCUGAUGACGACAGCAUAAUCAAUGUGGUGAAGGGGUGGUGGAUUAAGAUGAAAAAGUUUACCAUCCAUCAAAAUAAAGCUGCAAUAAAGGACGAGUACGUAAUAUUAGCAGCAACUGUAAUAGCUGCCAUGGCUUACCAAGCAGCUAUUAGCCCUCCUGGUGGAGUCGCUUCAGCGGAUGCCACAGAAGCUUCAGCUCCUGACCCUUAUUUUCAAUAUUUUAGUCUUUACCCUGGAGAUUCCCUUCUAGCCUACAUGUACUCCUCACUGAGCAAUGUGUUUUGGACCGCGAACACCAUCUCUUUUAUGGCUGCUCUAAGUGUCAUCUUUCUCUACGUAAGUGGCGCAACCCUGAAACAGAAGCUCUUCAUUUGGCUCAUAAGGGCUGCCAUGUGGAUAACUCUCACAGCAAUGACUGUGGCCUAUGUGUGUGCAGUUUGGGCCACCACGCCAACGUACGAUUCAAAUGACAAAACACUUCGUGCUGUCCUUAUCGGACUAGGUAUUUGGAUGGGAUUGAUUUUCCUAUCAAUUUUAGCUGUUAUUUAUCGUGCAAUUCGCUAUGUUGUGCGAAUAAUUAAAAGGAAAAAUAAAGCGAGGUGGGAGAGAUAUACAAGAAGAGACCAUGCCUCCAUCAUGCCCCAAAAUACCCCUGUCGACACUUUCACUUCUCCAGCCUAGCUGCAGUCCUUUUGUUUUCCUUUACUAUGUAACAUAUUUAUAUGAACUGCAUUUUCUAAGAAUUUCUUUUAUGUAAAAACUCGCAAUCCCUCAUGUAAUGCUCGCAUUGUUAACUAUAAAUGCAUAAUAAAGUUGUGUGUGAUACAAGCAAAUGUUUUGAGUU